CGGUGCCGCGUGACGGCUGCUGAUGCUGAGCAGCGGCAGGGAGGGGGAAAGGGAGAAGCCAUGAGCGGUUGCCCGCCCGUCGGAGGCCCUGCUGCAUCGCGGAGAGCAGUUGUACGGUUGUCGGACAUCUAGGAUAAUGGGGAGGAGGAGAGAAAGGAACCCAAAGAGGAUUUUAGACGAUAUCUGCGAGCCCACGACCGUUUCCCGAUGAAAGCACCCGAAGAGCUGUAGAAUUUGAUCUCAUGGCUAAGAAGGGGCGUCCCAAGGGCGAGAGGCCCGAAGCUCUCAUCUCUGCCCUGCAGGCAGCCAACGAAGAUCUCAGGUCCAAACUCACUGACAUCCAGAUUGAACUGCACCAGGAGAAAUGCAAGGUGAGCAAGCUGGAGCGCGAGAAGGCGCAGGAGAGCAAGCGAAUUCGCGAGCAGGAGCAGCACCGGCACACGGCGGCGCUGACCGAGCAACGGGCUCGCUGGCACGAGGAGAAGCAGAAGGAACUGCAAGCGCUGCGCGAGACGCUGGCGCGCCAGCACGAGCAGGAGCUCGCCCGUGCCGCCAAGCUCAAGGACGGCGAGAACCAGCGGCUGAAGGCGGCGCUCGACGCCCUGCGAGAAGGCAGCGGGGAGAAGGUGCGCACCGCCUUGGCCCUCGAGGCCCGAGAGGAGGCCCGCCGCUUCUUCGACCAGGAGCGCGUCCGCCUCCUGCAGGAGAUCGCCGAGCUCAAGGCCUGCAAGAAGCAGGCGGAUCAGGCGCUGAGCAACAUGAUCCAGGCGGACAAAACGAAGGCCGGGGACCUGCGCACCGAGCACCAGAUGCACCAGGAGCAGAUCUCCAAAAUCAAGUGGGACUGUGAGCGCGAUAUCCGUAGACUGAUGGAUGAGAUCAAGGCGAAGGACCGCACCAUAUUUUCCCUGGAGAGGGAGCUGGAGACGGCCAUGGGCUCCGUGCAGAAGUUGCAGCUGCAGAAGGACGCGCUGGACGAACAACUCUUCCUGGCCAAGGAGGCCGAGUGUAACCUGGGCAGCCCUAAGAGGGAGAUCCCGGGCCGGGCCGGGGACGGGGCAGAGCAGGGCGGCAGCCCGGACAUGCGUAAGAACCGGAGGCGCUUGGCCGAGCUGAACGCCACCAUCCGUAAGCUGGAGGACCGCAACGCGCUGCUGGGGGAUGAGCGCAACGAGCUGCUGAAGCGGGUGCGGGAGACCGAGAAGCAGAUCAGGCCCCUUCUGGAGAAGAACAGGUUGCUUUCCAAGAGGAAUGAUGAGCUCAUGCAGUCCGUACAGCGGCAGGAGGACAAGCUCCGGAGCCUCACCAAGGAGAACCUGGAGAUGAAAGAGAAGAUCAGCUCCCAUCCUCCUCUGAAAAAGCUCAAGUCCCUGAAUGAUCUGGACCAGGCACAUGAUGAACAAGAGAUCGAAUUCCUGAAGUUGCAGGUUCUGGAACAGCAGAACAUCAUAGAUGAUUUGACCAGGGACAGAGAAAGACUACGCAGGAAGCGGCAUAAACGAAGCUCUAGGCCGAUAAAGAGGCAUACCGUAGUGGACACCUUUUUCGGGUAUGACGAGGAGUCGAUGGAUUCCGAGUCUUCGUCAGUCGCCUCCUUCCGCACGGAUAGGACGCCGGCCACUCCAGAUGAAGACCUGGAUGAGGGUUUGUCCAUGGAGGAGUCGGAGCUGCGUUUCCGACAACUAACGCGGGAGUACCAGGCCCUGCAGCGAGCCUACGCCCUCCUGCAGGAGCAAAAGGGCGGCAUGCUGGAUGCAGAGAAGGAGGCCAAGGAACACGAACAACUCCAGACUGACCUUCAGAGGUACAAGGCCAAAGUGGAGGACCUGGAAAAGGAGCUCACCCUGAAAGGGCAGGACUCCAGAUGGGUCGAGGAAAAGCAGUUAUUCCUCAGACGGAAUCAGGAACUUCUAGACAAGGUAGAAAAAGUGGAAGGAGAAAUUGUCAAAAUCCAGCAGGAGUUACAGGACUCCAGGGACCAGAAUGAGCUCCUGGAGUUCAGAAUACUAGAAUUAGAGGAGCGGGAAAGAAGGUCCCCUCCGUUUAACCUUCAGAUUCAGCCUUUCUCAGAGGGUGUCAGUGCUCUUCAGAUCUACUGUAUGAAGGAAGGUGUGAAGGAUGUCUGCAUUCCUGAUCUGAUUAAGUCGCUGGAUAUUCUUGGAGAUAAUGGGAAUUUGCGCAAUGAAGAGCAAGUGGCCAUAAUUCAAGCAAGUACAGUCCUCUCACUGGCAGAAAAGUGGAUCCAGCAGAUAGAGGGCACGGAAGCAGCCCUCCACCAGAAGAUGAUGGAUCUGGAGAUGGAAAUGGAAAUGUUCUGCAAACAGAAAGGUUACCUUGAGGAGGAGCUGGACUACAGGAAGCAGGCCCUAGACCAAGCCUACAUGCAAAUCCAAGAGCUGGAGGCCACGUUGUACAACGCGCUGCAGCAAGAGCCCGUGGUGCAAUAUGGCGAGGCGCUGAGCGAGCGACAGAAGGACGAGCUGCGCAUGGCUGUGGGGAAGCUGCGCCGGCAGAUGCUGAGGAAGAGCCGCGAGUACGACUGUCAGGUGCUGCAGGAGCGCAUGGAGCUGCUUUACCAAGCCCAGCAGAGAAUCCGAGAUCUUGAGGACAAAACCGAUAUUCAGAAGAGACAAAUUAAGGAUUUGGAGGAGAAGGCCCUACGGCAGCGUGAGGAUACUGGACACAAGGACAGUAGUUUUAAAUCUUACAUUGAACCUAGCCUUGUUUACAGCUUUCGUAUGUACGUAGCAGAAGCUACCUGCCGCUGGAUUCUAAUAAGCCAUUUGCUGGAUGACCACUGGAGAUUCUGCACGUUUCCUCGGAGACCCUUAACUUACACGUUAUGCUGCAUUUGGAUUACUCACGGGGACUUUUUACUUUUAUGGAACUAACACAAGCCACAACGUGAAUACAGCCAGUAGAAUUAACCCCCAUCUUAGAUAUGUGAGGCAAACCAAAGAUGGGAACACCUUAUCUCUGCCGUGCAGGGGAACACCACAAGACUCAACACCAUCGUCUCGACGUUGGAAAAUCACGAUCGGCGUAUCUGUACAAGGACAGACCCUCUCCACCCGUCUCGCCCGAGUCCGCCGGCAAAGCCCGGUGAGACACGCAGGGAGGAGGGAACACGUUGGGGCAAAAGAACGGAGAAAGAUCUGUGUCGUCUUAAUAGAUCUAAUCGAAAGACAGUCACAUUAGUCAAUUCCUAACUUUGAUCAAAUACACUUUUUUUCUUAAAAAAAGAAAAAAAUGGGGAAGCCACAGGCCAAAAGGAUUUACUUGCCCUUUUUUUUUUUGUUUUAACACUAUACUUUUGUUACCACAGUCCAAGACUGAUCUCCCACUAUGGUGUAUACAUUGUUGAUAAUUACAUGGUAGCGUCUCUUGAUUUCGUGUAACUUUUGCUGUGAAUACUCCCACACUAUGCAGCUGAGAGCGUACACUCACAAUCACUAUUUUGUAGCAGCACCAUUGGCUGUUUACUGUGCGGACGGCUGCGGUCGGACUUCUGUCCUCCAGGAUUUAGAACUGCAAAUGAAUUGUCCUCUUCGCUCCCUUCUUCAUUCUCUUCACUUUCCCUUCAGAAAUUGUACCCCACCUGCCAGACUUGGGGUCACAUACAUUAGCACUUAUAUGCAUCAAACUUCCUCUCCAGUGUCUGCUGUUACUUCAUUCUGAAAUGAAUGCAUUUGCAUUUUACAUAACUGAGAACAACGUAAUAUGUUUGGACAGUGUUUAAUACUUCAUGCCAAUUUUUUGCAAUAAUUCAAACCCAAAAUUGCCCUCUUCUUACAAAAUUAAUCUGGAUAGGAAUCGAAAUCGUAUUACUGUUAAAAUAUUCUUAAGACAGAAAAAUGUUAACAUGCUCAGCAUAUCGGAUGGAAGUAUGCGAGACAGUCCUUCAUAUGUUGCAUGCUGUAGGGAAAUUGGGUUCCCAUUAAAUUCUGCACUCUUACUGGUAAGCUGUGAGCUUCUGAACGUGCAGCACUUUUCUUCUGUGUCAUUAUUACAAAUGAUCAAGGUGGGUUUCUGUUUUUAGGGGUUGUUUUAAUAAAGGUACAUUCACAGAAGGAUAGGAGUACCAUUACAGUAAGUCAGAUUCCAGAAAUCGAAUAUCAUAUAGCUGAUGCUUUUCUCUAAAGCUACCACCAAUAAUUUUCUCAUUUGUACAGAUGGG
Molecule: messenger RNA, 4177 nt
Organism: Scleropages formosus (Asian bonytongue)
Lineage: Eukaryota; Metazoa; Chordata; Actinopteri; Osteoglossiformes; Osteoglossidae
Product: janus kinase and microtubule-interacting protein 2-like
Exons: 21
Coding region: 243-2891 (882 amino acids)
Molecular function (GO): kinase binding; microtubule binding
Source: RefSeq, a predicted model, not a curated record